AUGUCCCCGCACGUCCACGACACUUUCGACCGUUAUUCUGCGAUGGAACACUGCUAUCACGAUGGAGACCAGUACUAUGAUACUACCGUUCCGAUUUCUACGCAUUACGAUUAUACUCCCUAUCAAACUUAUUCAUAUUACAUUCCCGACAACAUGAUGCUUGCGAUGACAGACGGGCAGGGCGAGCAACAAUUAAUUCAAACACCUGUUCAUGAAUAUCAUCCCCAAGCUUUUGACAACUUCACGUCUUCCUCUAUCCAUUCUGUAUCGUCAGAUUCGUCAUGUCCAACGUCGACUUAUUUCCAUGAUACAGCAGCAUAUCCCAGCAUCCCGACAUAUUCUUCUGACAGAAGACCGUCGUAUCCCUCAAGUUGGGCACAAGACGUCAGAAAUAGCUCCACUCAUGUCGCAGCUGCCCAGUCGUCAGAGUACCGAGCAACGAUAGCGCGUCUCAGCGAUGAUUUUCUCGCAAGCGCGUCGUCGUUGUUUGGAGGAUCCACUUCACGAACUCGCAACACGUCCGCUACAUUGAGUGGACCUGCAACCCCUCAUCAGAGUCCUAUGCAAAACAGCAAUCUUACCCCUGCCAGAAAACGCUCAUCGGAAGCCAUGAAUGAGGAGGUCUUUGUUGAUCAGCAACUUGGCGCUCGUGCAUCCGUCCAAGAUUCAAGAUACCUUCCUCAGCCUCACAUGAUUGUUCCCUCUCAAAAUAGAGUUGGGCGUGAACGUCGCCUUCCUCAGGGUUCAUCGCACAGUGGCGAGUCACAAAGCCUCCUGCGGUCUCCCGCUCGCCCUUUCAGACAGUCGCAUUCACCAGAUCUACUACUAUUACGUGAAGAAGGGCGACCGGCGGCCCAUCAAGCUAACAAGAGGCCCCAUCGGUCCGAGGAGAUCUCCCGCCAUUCUCAGACCAUUUCAAGCGUCCCUGCAACGUGGUCAGCGCCUGUGGAGCCUGUUAUGAAAGUCAGUGCCUCGAGGAAGACUGGUGAGCAGAAGAAGCAAGCCCUUGCUUGCCUAUUUUGCAGAGAAAGAAAAAUAGCUUGUGGCAGACCCCCUGCCCAUAGCCCAGACCAGACCUGCAACCAAUGUGCACGACGUCGGAUGAAAUGCGAGUAUCCCACGGAAUCUCGUCGAGGACAGCAUAAACGCAUUCGCCGUAAACCAACCGAAGAUUGUAUUGGAGCUUCCAAUUCGUCUUCGGCUUCGCACUCAGCACCAAAUACACCACCCGUCAUUGCGUUAACAGCUUGA
This is a messenger RNA of Suillus subaureus, 1251 nucleotides long. RefSeq lists its product as uncharacterized. Gene Ontology annotation, molecular function: zinc ion binding; DNA-binding transcription factor activity, RNA polymerase II-specific. NCBI's taxonomy places the organism in Eukaryota, Fungi, Basidiomycota, Agaricomycetes, Boletales, Suillaceae. Gene Ontology annotation, biological process: regulation of DNA-templated transcription. The record is from RefSeq and is a predicted model, not a curated record. The transcript is spliced from 4 exons. Bases 1 to 1251 code for a protein of 416 amino acids.